GUUAAACAGAAAGGACGUGAAAAUUAAUCAGAAAUGCUUUUCGAUUUAAGGACUGUAUACCUUAUCGGCACGUUGUUCUUGUAAUUGCCGUCUCAUUCAGGAGGACUGGCAACAUUUUUGCACUUUCUUUAUAAUCUUAUCUGCACUGCCAUCUCUAUUGUCUGAAGCCAGGGGUCAAGAGACAUCACCUCUUCAAGAUUUUUAUCUCCAAGAGGCAACUCAUGUAUUAUUCUUCAGAAAAAAUAUACACUGCAUUGUCUAAAAUUGCUUGCUGCUGCAAUUCGAAAUACAAUACAGUUCGAGAAAAACCACAAGAAACAUUUCGAUCGUUUUGUCUGGUUUGAUACGUUUAUUCGUAAGUAGGGUGAAUGAAGUAAUCUCUAAUGUGCAAGAAGGAUGAUUCGUGAAAGAACCCACGGAAACGCACACGAUUAGUGGAAAGAGUUGGAGUGAACAGUUCAAGGACAUUAGGGUUCUACUUUUUUUGGACCUGACAGCAUAUUACGGUCCUGUGGAACUAAUUUCCGGGAAAGCUGCCGACUGAAAAUGAUGCUGAGCCCAGACCAAACUGAUCCUGAUCUCCCAUGGAGCCAGUCCGACGCCGAGACUAUGCUCAACGAUAUCAAGGUUAGCUGCAUUUCGGACGAACCGACGGAGGGAGAGGGGAAGACGAAGUCGCUGGCUCCGCAGGCCCUUACCAGAGAGGAAAAGAGAAGACGCCGGCGCGCAACGGCCAAGUACCGGUCGGCGCAUGCCACGCGAGAGAGGAUUCGAGUCGAAGCCUUCAACGUUGCCUUCGGCGAACUGAGGAAACUUCUGCCUACCUUACCCCCUGACAAGAAGCUUUCCAAGAUCGAAAUUCUAAGACUAGCGAUUUGUUACAUCUCAUAUCUAAACCAUGUUCUGGACGUUUAGCAAACGACCCCAAGGACAAAUGAGGGUCAGUUUUUAAACCACCUACAUGGCAUCAUUAUUUUGCAGUCUGUGGUAUAAAGUCAUAACUCCGCAUUAUUUAAUGCAGAGUUGUUAGGGGAGAGGGGGAUUUAUACCACCUCAUAGCUAUCACCCAAGUGUUCGUCAGACUUUAGGUAUUAGUCUAAUAACUUUAAUGACUUCGUUUUCAACUUAGAGCGUCUAUAUUAUCCCCUUUAUCCAUGGUGAGUACUCCAAGAGUUGUAAACCAUUUAAAAGACUGUGGUCCCUUCUGUAGGCUAUAUGUUGAAUAAGAGAUGCAAUAAAGUCAGAAGGGACUUUAAAAUAAUUCGAAUAGCCUCCAUUGUGGCAGUUCUAUACGACCACAGUGGUACAAACACCACAUUUUGUAACUGGAGAGUGCGAGCUAAAGAUCACCAGUUGCACUGAAACAUAAAGAAACCAGAUAAGCGCUCCCCCAUCCGAUUAGCUGCUCUGUAGAUCUAGCAAGUAGUUUUCCAAUCAGGAGAAAAAAAAUAAAUACGUAUACGUAAGUGCCGCUUAAAAUAUAACAU
This is a messenger RNA of Electrophorus electricus (electric eel), 1487 nucleotides long. Its product is annotated as helix-loop-helix protein 2-like. NCBI's taxonomy places the organism in Eukaryota, Metazoa, Chordata, Actinopteri, Gymnotiformes, Gymnotidae. Gene Ontology annotation, biological process: regulation of transcription by RNA polymerase II. The record is from RefSeq and is a predicted model, not a curated record. Gene Ontology annotation, molecular function: RNA polymerase II cis-regulatory region sequence-specific DNA binding; DNA-binding transcription factor activity, RNA polymerase II-specific; protein dimerization activity.